CUAACGGGGUUUCCCGUCCUCAGACGUUCCGGCCGGCUGCCAUGGUGAUCGAGCGGUCAGCUGACUUCGGGAAGACGUGGAAGGUUUACCGGUACUUUGCCUACGACUGCGAGACCUCGUUCCCGUCGGUCUCCCAUGGGCCGAUGCAGAAGGUCGACGACGUCAUCUGUGACUCGCGUUACUCGGACAUCGAGCCGUCCACCGAAGGAGAGGUGAUUUUCCGAGUCCUGGACCCAGUAUUUAGGAUUGAUGACCCCUACAGCCCCCGAAUCCAGAACAUGUUGAAGAUCACGGACCUGCGGGUGAAGUUCACCAAGCUGCACACGCUGGGGGACAACCUGCUGGACUCCCGCAUGGAGAUCAAGGAGAAGUACUACUACGCCAUCUUCGACAUGGUGGUCCGAGGAAACUGCUUCUGCUACGGACACGCCUCCGAGUGUGCCCCGGUCCAGGGAGCCGGACAGGCCACCGAGGGCAUGGUCCACGGUCACUGCAUGUGUAACCACAACACCAAAGGUCUGAACUGUGAGCAGUGUCAGGACUUCUACCACGAGUUGCCAUGGCGACCAGCCGAGGGACGCAACACCAACGCCUGCAAGAAGUGUAACUGUAACCAGCACUCCAACUCGUGUCAUUUCGACAUGGCAAUGUUCGUGGCUUCAGGAAACGUCAGCGGGGGGGUCUGUGACGAGUGUCAGCACAACACUGCUGGACACAACUGUGAGCAGUGUCAACCCUUUUUCUACCAAAACCCAGAGAGGGACGUCCGAGACCCCAACAUCUGCCAGCCCUGUAACUGCGACCCCCUGGGCUCUCUGAAUGGGGGGCUCUGCGACGGCCUGACUGACGUUCGGCUUGGUCUAAUCGCUGGUCAGUGUCGCUGUAAAAGCAACGUGGAAGGAGAGCGCUGCGAGCGCUGCAGACCAGCACACUACGGGCUGGGGGGCACGCCUGAAGGCUGUACAGAAAGGACGGCCUGCAGCAGGGCCCCGCCCCACAGCUUUACAACAUCUAACCCUGCAUAA
Molecule: messenger RNA, 1025 nt
Organism: Etheostoma cragini (Arkansas darter)
Lineage: Eukaryota; Metazoa; Chordata; Actinopteri; Perciformes; Percidae
Product: laminin subunit beta-1-like
Exons: 7
Coding region: 42-1025 (327 amino acids)
Biological process (GO): substrate adhesion-dependent cell spreading; basement membrane assembly; cell migration
Cellular component (GO): laminin trimer
Molecular function (GO): extracellular matrix structural constituent; integrin binding
Source: RefSeq, a predicted model, not a curated record